This is a messenger RNA of Nematolebias whitei (Rio pearlfish), 2085 nucleotides long. Its product is annotated as homocysteine-responsive endoplasmic reticulum-resident ubiquitin-like domain member 2 protein. The coding region runs from base 229 to 1374 and encodes 381 amino acids. The record is from RefSeq and is a predicted model, not a curated record. Lineage: Eukaryota; Metazoa; Chordata; Actinopteri; Cyprinodontiformes; Rivulidae. Gene Ontology annotation, molecular function: protein binding. Gene Ontology annotation, biological process: endoplasmic reticulum unfolded protein response. The transcript is spliced from 9 exons.
CACGAAGAAGAACCGCAGACAGGCAGGGCUUUGAGUUACAACGGCUUUAACAUUUCGGUCACAGGGGAUAAACAAAGCUGUGUGCCUUCAGUCCAGCAUAUGGGGAAAUAAAUAAUCACAUUUCGACGAGAAAAGGAGCAAAACACUAAAACACCGUUUGGACCGGAAUCAGAACAGACAGCCUAACAUCUUAUUUCUUAUUUCAUCGAAGACAAAUGUGUUUGAGUCAUGGAUCAAGGUCUUGUGGACAGUCCCGUUAUCCUUGUCAUCAGGGCCCCAAACCAAAAAUACAAUGACCAGACCAUCAACUGUUACCAGAACUGGACUGUGGAGAAACUCAAAGCCCACCUGUCUGAUGUUUAUCCCAGUAAACCUAGCUCCAAAGACCAGAGGCUGGUGUAUUCAGGAAAACUACUUUUGGAUCACUUCACCUUGAAAGAUGUGCUCAGGAAGCAGGAUGAGUACCAUAUGCUCCAUCUGGUGUGUGCCUCCAGAACCCCUCCCAGCUCCCCGAAGCCUCCCCGCAGCUGCAGUAACAAGUCUCAGGAGAGCGCAACAAGUCCCACGGCCUCUCAACGUUCUAAUAGUCUUAAUGGACAGGUGUCUACAGCAGGGAGCAGUGAUGGGAUGAGGCAGCAGGCUGGAGCUCCUCCUUAUCACCAGAUGUACUCACAGUUCAUGCAGAGCUGGAGUCAGAACUCGAUGAACGCCCCCCCGACGGGCAUGCCCACUUACUACAACCCCCUGACACUAAUGUGGUGGCAGCAGCUGUACUUCAGACAAUACUACAUGCAUUAUCAGUUACUGGCCGCCUCCUCCCAGCACCUCCAGCCCGACCAGCCCAAUUCAACUCAAUCCAAUCAGUCUGAUCCUCUGAGCCGGCGGCCGCAAGCGGGUCGCCACGGCAACCCGGAAGUCCAGAUGAACGCCCAGGGAGGGGAGAUCCUGAACGAGGAGGAGCUCAACAGGGACUGGCUGGACUGGGUGUACACGUUUUCACGAGCUGCCAUUUUACUGAGUAUAGUUUACUUCUACUCAUCCUUCAGCCGCUUCAUCAUGGUGAUGAUGGCCAUGCUGGUGCUCUACCUGCACCAGGCUGGCUGGUUCCCCUUUAACCUGGAGAACGACCUGCAGCUGCCUGGAGACCGGCCCAAUCAGGAGGACGAGGAGGCGGAGCCACAAAACCAAGAUGCACAAGAAAUGGAAGGGGUGAGUGACGAGACCUCAGACGACGACGAUGGAGAAAGUGGAGAGGAAGGUGCGGAGGAUCCCAACAGCGGCCCUAACGCAGGCUUCCUGUCCUCCACCUGGUCAUUUAUCAUAACGUUCUUCAUGUCCCUCAUCCCAGAAGGGCCACAGAACGCCGCUAACUGAACGCUGGGCGCCACGAGCUGCUGCAGAUCUCGGAGGAGGGCGACUUCAGUCAGUUUCCCCACACGUCUGCUUUUGAGCCAAACUUAAGACGUUCAGUUUUUAAUUUUUGUAGGUUUGGUUGUCUGUAUCCUGAACAACAUUUCAAAUUGUCAAAUGACACAAAUUUAAACCCACGUACUGAAAUGGCUAUAAAUUUCUUGUCAAGAGAAAUGGCAUUUAUUAUGGGAGGAGGACAACAGCUCAGUUUGACAACUUGUUUUUGUAAUGAGCAGCAAUAUUUGUUGAAAAGAUUCAGCUUCUGGUUGUGAGUACACCAGUAUAAGACACUUUAAAACAGACACUUUAACACAAAUAUUAACUCUGAAUAAGAAUGAAUCGUGUCGCACUUAUUCUAUAUGAAACUGCAUUAAGUGUGUGUUGUGCUAACCCAAUGUGGUUUAAGGAUUUAUUAUUUCUUUGAUCAAACUGACUUUGAGCUACAGAGACAGCUAACAGUGUAAAAUACACAUUUCACCAUUUGACAGAGAUUUUUUUUUAAGUAUAUGUAUGUAUAUAAAAAUGUUCCUACAGUUAAAAUAUGCACUGCCAAAAUGCAGAAAUCAUGACAAACUGAUCUGUUAAGCUUUUGGAAAUGACUGCUGCUGUUACUAACAUGUAAAAAAAAAAAAAAAAGAAUUUUCUUCAUGUUUAUUAAAACUGCAUCAUGUGUAA